Messenger RNA from Sciurus carolinensis (gray squirrel), 1250 nucleotides. RefSeq names its product torsin family 1 member A (gene Tor1a). The transcript has 5 exons. Gene Ontology annotation, molecular function: kinesin binding; ATP binding; ATP hydrolysis activity. Gene Ontology annotation, cellular component: endoplasmic reticulum; nuclear envelope; endoplasmic reticulum lumen. NCBI's taxonomy places the organism in Eukaryota, Metazoa, Chordata, Mammalia, Rodentia, Sciuridae. Gene Ontology annotation, biological process: protein localization to nucleus; nuclear membrane organization. The record is from RefSeq and is a predicted model, not a curated record. The coding region runs from base 70 to 1035 and encodes 321 amino acids.
AGCGCGCGGCUGGCGGGGGCGCGGGUGCGGGGUCAGCGCAGGCUCGCGCAGGGCGGCGCGGGUCCGGGCAUGAAGCUGGGCCGGGCCGUGCUGGCCCUGCUGCUGCUGGCGCCGUGGGUGGUGCGGGCGGUGGAGCCCAUCAGCCUGGGACUGGCCCUGGCCGGCGUGCUCACCGGUUACAUCUCCUACCCGCGCCUCUACUGCCUGUUCGCCGAGUGCUGCGGCCAGAAGCGGAGCCUGAGCCGGGAGGCGCUGCAGAAGGAUCUGGAUAACAAGCUCUUUGGACAGCAUCUUGCAAAGAAAGUCAUCUUAAACGCUGUGUCUGGUUUCCUAAGCAACCCGAGGCCCAAGAAACCUCUCACGCUCUCCUUGCACGGGUGGACCGGCACGGGCAAAAAUUUUGUCAGCAAGAUCAUCGCGGAGAAUAUUUACGAGGGCGGUCUGAAUAGUGACUACGUUCACCUGUUUGUGGCCACGCUGCACUUCCCCCACGCCUCGAACAUCACCCUGUAUAAGGACCAGUUACAGUUGUGGAUUCGAGGCAACGUGAGUGCCUGUGCGAGGUCCAUCUUCAUCUUCGACGAGAUGGACAAGAUGCACGCUGGCCUCAUAGAUGCCAUCAAGCCUUUCCUGGACUAUUACGACGUGGUGGACGAGGUCUCCUACCAGAAGGCCAUCUUCAUAUUCCUCAGCAACGCUGGAGCGGAGAGGAUCACAGAUGUGGCUUUGGAUUUCUGGAGAAGAGGGAAGCAGAGGGAAGAAAUCAGACUCAAGGACAUGGAGCACGCCCUGUCUGUGUCAGUCUUCAACAACAGGAACAGGGGACGCGACAGUCUGCUGCAGCUCCUUUCCCGGGAAGAGCAAUCAAAUGGAUGUUUCCCAGUGGAUGCAGCAGGAAUUCUGGGCCUCGUUCCCAUCCCUGGGAGGCCACCACGCCACACCUUACAGACCCUGGAUUGUGGACAGGAAGCUUCUGGAGCCUUCAGAGAAACUAAUAGCUCCCAGCCCACCAGCUCCAGGGCUCAUGAUUUUUAAAGAAUUAUGUUUUAAUUUCACUUGUUUCUGUUUCAAGGAAAGACAAAUAAGUUUUACUGGAAAUGUGGUAACUUUAUUUAAGAUGGUUUUUAACAUUAUGAGGAACUCUUCAAAUUCUAAGUUUCUGGCUUCAUGUGGUUUUUUUCAAAUCCCCAUCAUUCUACACCAUUCAUGUCUACUGCAUUAAAAACAAAAAAAACCCAAGCACAGAUCCU